Molecule: messenger RNA, 1194 nt
Organism: Macrosiphum euphorbiae (potato aphid)
Lineage: Eukaryota; Metazoa; Arthropoda; Insecta; Hemiptera; Aphididae
Source: the annotation of a GenBank genome assembly
AUGAAUUCCAAAAAAAUACAAAAAAAAUUAAAUUUUGAAGAAGUAUUUUGUAUAGCAUGCAGAAGCAUUUAUUUACAACCCGUGACAAUGCCAUGUGGCCAUACACUCUGUCUAGAAUGUUUUAAAAAUAUGGUGGAUUUAACGGCAUACCAGUGUCCCAUGUGCCGUAGACGAAUAAGUAAUUGGCUUCGUAAAUUCAAACAUGAUUGGGAUGCCAUGCUUAAUGUGAAACUUUGGGAAGCUAUAAAACAGCAGUACCCAGUAGAAGUACAGAAAAGGUUAAAUGAUGAAGAUGAUGGCCUCGAAGAACGUAUUGUCAACCAUGGCUUUAGUCGAGUUGAAAUUAAAGAAGGAGAAAUAAAAAAAGAAUUUGAUGAUAUGCAAACGAGUAUUUAUAAAGAACAGGAAGAAAGAGAGUUGCAAAAUUUGGAAAUUGCUAAAAAAUUACAAGAAGAAGAAGUUGUUAAGAUUGAAACUCACACAUCUUUAAUUGAAGAAUUAACACGGGAAGAUUCUAUAAUAGCAACGUCCAUUCAAGAAAAUAUAAUGAAAGAACUCCACCAAGAAGAAAUAAAUUUAAUCCAAUCAGAUUUGGAUUUGGCGACAAAAUUACAAAAUGAGAUUUCCACUGAAACAAGCAUUUGUACGAAAAAUUCAGUUCCUGAAAAAAAACAAAUCAAGAAAGGACCCCUGGAUAAAAUGUUUUCUAAGUCGACCGAAAAUAAUUCUAAGGUACAAUGGAAUAAUACACAAAAUUGUAGUUUAUCUAGCACUGUCUCUUCAUCUAGUGCAAAAUGUGAAAUUCAAUCUUCUAAUACAUCAUUAAGUUUUACUUCAGGUCCGUGUACAAGUUCAACAACUUUAGAUUCAUCUGAAAUAUUUGAAGAUGAAAAUGAGGCUACGUGUACUUGUGGACGUUUACAAGAUAACUUCACCACAAAUAGUCCUUGUACAUUUUGCGUUGCUCAAAUAGCAGUGUUGAAUAAAUUGUGGACUCAACAACAAAAUGAUUUUUUGGUGGCUAAAAAUUUAGAGAGCAAGUUACGUAUGGAUAAUUUUGAUGAUUAUAACUUGAGGAAGAGACCAGGUUCAACUGUAAGCCUUGCUCAGAAAAAAAAAAGAAAGUUGUCUAAAGGACAAUUGACAUUGAAACAAGUAUUAAAGGACAAUGGCAACACAAAAUUUCGGAAAUAG